AUGGCGGAUCAGCUAGCAGACAGGCUGAAUUCUACCCAACUUAGUGACGGCUCUCCCGCCUCGGGUGAUGAAUGGAAGAAGACUUUAAACCUUCCCGCCAAGGAUAACCGACAACAAACAGAGGAUGUUACAAACACAAAGGGCCUUGAGUUCGAGAACUUUGCCCUCAAGCGAGAUCUGCUUAUGGGUAUCUUCGAGGCAGGAUUUGAGAAGCCAUCACCAAUUCAAGAGGAAGCUAUCCCCGUCGCAUUAACCGGUCGAGAUAUUCUUGCACGAGCAAAGAACGGCACUGGCAAGACAGCUGCCUUUGUCAUCCCUACCUUGGAACGCAUCAACCCCAAGGUCUCAAAGAUCCAAUGUCUUAUCCUUGUCCCCACACGUGAGCUUGCUAUGCAGACCUCGCAAGUAUGCAAGACUCUUGGCAAGCAUCUCGGUAUCAACGUCAUGGUCACGACUGGUGGUACCGGUCUUCGAGAUGAUAUUAUUCGUCUGCAGGAUCCCGUCCAUAUUGUGGUUGGUACCCCAGGUCGAAUCCUCGAUCUCGCUGGCAAGAAUGUUGCCGACCUUAGCGAAUGCCCUAUGUUCAUCAUGGACGAAGCCGAUAAGCUUCUCUCCAUUGAGUUCACUCCUGUUAUCGAGCAGCUUCUUCAAUUCCACCCUAAGGACCGACAGGUUAUGCUUUUCUCCGCCACAUUCCCUCUGUCUGUCAAAGACUUUUCCGAUAAGAACAUGACUAGUCCCUACGAGAUUAACCUGAUGGAUGAGCUCACUCUGAGAGGUAUCACCCAAUACUACGCCUUUGUCGAAGAGAAGCAGAAGGUCCACUGCUUGAACACCCUCUUCUCCAAGCUCCAAAUCAACCAGUCUAUCAUCUUCUGCAAUUCCACCAACCGAGUCGAACUUCUUGCCAAGAAAAUUACCGAGCUUGGAUACUCUUGCUUCUACAGUCACGCAAAGAUGCAGCAACACGCACGAAACCGUGUUUUCCACGACUUCCGCAACGGCGUCUGCCGAAACCUGGUCUGUUCCGAUCUCCUCACCCGUGGUAUCGAUAUCCAGGCUGUCAACGUUGUCAUCAACUUUGACUUCCCCAAGAACGCCGAGACUUACCUUCACCGUAUCGGUCGAUCUGGUCGUUAUGGCCAUCUUGGUCUGGCUAUUAACCUGAUCAACUGGGACGACCGCUUCAACCUUUACAACAUCGAACGAGAUCUUGGCACCGAGAUUCACCCCAUCCCCGCCAGCAUCGACAAGAGUCUCUAUGUCUACGAAAACCCCGAAUCUAUUCCUCGACCCAUUUCGAACCUCCAACGGGGUCAACUCCCUGCUGCUCAGGGUCAACAGCAAACACAGCAGCAGCAAUUUCAACAGCCUCAGCAGACGCAGCAGGCUGGUCUGCCCCAGCAAGGCCAGGGUAACUGGCAGAGCCAAAACCCUCAGCACGGUAACCCGCACUACAACGGCGGGCGAGGACGUGGACGUGGUCGUGGGUAUCGCGGCCGCGGUGGCCAAGGCACAGGUGGUCGAGGUCGCGGCCCACCCCGCGAUGUCCAACCCUAA
Messenger RNA from Fusarium sp. VM40, 1560 nucleotides. The record is from the annotation of a GenBank genome assembly. NCBI's taxonomy places the organism in Eukaryota, Fungi, Ascomycota, Sordariomycetes, Hypocreales, Nectriaceae.